Rhagoletis pomonella (apple maggot) is the source of this 3838-nucleotide messenger RNA. RefSeq lists its product as uncharacterized. NCBI's taxonomy places the organism in Eukaryota, Metazoa, Arthropoda, Insecta, Diptera, Tephritidae. The record is from RefSeq and is a predicted model, not a curated record. The transcript has 6 exons. Bases 406 to 3414 code for a protein of 1002 amino acids.
AAUUCUUCUAGCUAGAGGAAAAUAGAGUGCUUCUGCAUUUACUUCGCUUUUCGUUGAGCUACAGGCGGUGAAAAAUGCAUUUCCUUGGCUCGCGAUUCACACUCGCAAAUAAGUAACACGGAGAGUGUUAAAAAAAAGCGUGUCGGUCUUGGGUGUACUGCAGCUCCAUCAGCAAUUGCAUUUGUGACCACAGUGUCUGUGACGGAGGCGCUAGUGAUAGUGUUAACAGAAGGCGUUGACUUAGACGUCAGAUUUUACGUGCUUCCGUGCGGUUGUGUAAGAAAACAAAAUAUAUAGAAAACUAUAUAUCGAAAGCAGUCGACGCGAAGUAGCAGAAUUAGCAGCAGAGGGAAGCAAUAAAGUGUGUAUCGUUAAAGGGGACUACGUGACCUGCUGGCUGCAAACAUGAGAAAGCGUACGUCAGAUUACUACAGUUCCGAUACGGAUCAAAUGGUGGCCACUGAGGACAUUGGAGUCAAGGCUCCUGUAGUAGAUGACUAUCAAGAUAUAUUUGUGAUGCGCCCGCAAACACACUCCAACUAUGGCGAUAGCUUUAGGGAAGCAAAACGUCUCUACGAUAAUGGUAAUGAGGAGGUGCGAAAAUUACUGCUAAAAGAAUGUAGCCUGAUAUAUGAAUGUAGGAAGUGUCGCAAUAUGUUCCGAAGUCUGACGCAGUUCAUCGGUCAUAAAAGAGUAUUCUGCCGCAGCAAAGUACAUAGUGACGAUGACAAUACGGAGGGAGAUGAUUACAAUGGAUUCUCGAGCAAUCAUGUAAUGGCGGCCAAAGAAAUUAGUAGUAAAAAAAAUCGGAGCAGUGACUGUGUUUUGCAAAAAAUUGAUGAAGCUGUGCAACCGACCAGAAAGUUGAGUGAAAGUAAUGAACUUAUGGACGAAAAAAUAAUGGCUGGUGAAAGUACGGAGCAAAUGGUAGACCACACUGGAAAUGAAAAAUUGAAAAACAUAAUCGCUUGCCCCCAGGAGCUGUGUAAGCUGAGUUUUUCCAACACCAAAGAACUUGAAAUACACUUCUCUCAAGAUCAUACUAAAACAACGCUACUUACGCCACCAGCUGAGCAAGUUGCUCCUGAGCACCUAGUUAUUACAAGAGCGAAGCGAAUUCUGUCGACUAAUUGUCACAAAUGUGAACACUGUGGAAAGGUUUUCGAACUCAAGGAAGCUCUGGCGACGCAUCUCUUGCAUUGCCCGGUUAAACAUAAUAUUUUGAGCAAAACUCUUUCGGCUGGAAUAAGCGAUCAAUCCGUUACAAAACGCCAAAAAUUGCAAGCAUCGACAGAUGGUACCACUACAGAGCUUCAUCCAAGCGCUGAAACUUGCAAAAAUGAUAACACAGAGAAGGCAAUAGAAAAGGUGCCUGCAGUGGCAGGCAAUAUCGCGGUGGCAGAUUCGGACCGUACCAUAGUUGUAAAACGGGAAUACGUCUCUCAAGAAAAUGGCGUCUGCGCUAACACAAACAUUACAGCGAAGAAGAGGAAAUUGAAGAAUCGCAGAGUUCUGACCAGCAACACUUGCACAAAUGCUAUUUCCAUAUCGAAUGUUGAAGAAGUAUCGCAAGUAAAAGAAGAAACAAGCAGAGGAGUCACCGGUACUGAAACAAAAGUUAGAUCAGAAAGCGGCGGUAGCAGUGAUGGUAGUGAUUUGGAACCCAAAAAAUUACUGUCCACUUGCACUUAUUGUGACAAGUCAUUUGAACGUCGUGCUGCGCUAUCCACCCAUCUUCAGCACUGUUCGGUGAAGCAAAGCGUCCUUGAACAUACAUCUAUUUAUGGCAUCAGCGUUUGUACGAAGAGAUCCAGGCUCCAUUCAUCGGCGGAGAAAUCCUCAAAGGAAACACGUCAACAAAUUAUGGUUGCCACUGCUGAAGAUGAUCCCGAUACAGAGCUUUUAAAUGAAAUGUUUGCCAAUCUUGGUAGACAAGACUUCGGUGUGGGCUUGCGGACUGUUAUAAUUGACCAAGAUGACUUGACAGCUUCCGGUACUGAUGAUGCUAAGGACGACGAGGAAGAAGUUAAACCGGCUAACACUUCCACCGAAGUGAUUGAAAACUCCCCGGCAGAUGUCAGCGUGGCUGGUAGCGAGAAUACGCCUGGUAUGACAAGUAAUGAAAGCACGCCUGAAGCAAAGGAGGAGGACAUGGAGACAAAGGCAGGCCGCCGUAUGCGAACUGGGCCAAUGGAAAAGCGGCUGUUGUGUCGCUGUAAGAUAUGCUAUAAGCAAUUCACCGCUUUAAGUAAUUUGCGACGUCACAUAUCCAUGUUCCAUUAUAGGGCCCAACGUUUUGGUUGUACGUUAUGUGAAUAUCGUGCUUUUCGACGUUACGACAUUGUCAACCAUUUGUGCAAUACACACGGAAUGAAUGGCGAUCCUGAGGCGAUGUCAAUCGAAUUCGUUUCGGAACAGCAGGUUAACUAUAGCCGAGAAGAUGUUGAAGGUGACAUUGUCGUACUCGAUGAGGGCAAUGAUUUGAAUCCAUUGAACGAGUCGGUCGAAAACGUUGAAAACGGCAAUGAACCUAUGACAAAUGUGAAGCGUCUAAAACGUAAUAAAACUAUUGCUAGUUCAAGUGGACCGAGCAUCACGAUGAGCAAGAUUACCAGGCAGAAAUUAAAGCGGUCGCAAUCACAGCACGAAACUUGCACUGGUGGUAUGAAAACCCCGGCAAGGCGUCCCAUAAGGAAUCGCAUAAAACCUGAAAAUAAAGACUUUGUAUAUGAUCUCUCCAGUUUGGUUAAAAAAGACAACAAUGCCCCACAAAGCGAUGUAACCCGCACUCUCAGGCGGCGUAAUACAGCCAACACAGGCUCAGCAGAGGCUAUAACGCCUUGCAUAGAAUCACUCUUAGGACCCGCCGAUAGUAGAGAACAUAUACGCGGCGCUUUAGGCCGUUUAACUGCGAUGGUUAUAAGUAGUGGGGCGGCAGCAUCUUCUACACAGCCCGAGUUACCAGCAGAAAGACCACAAAUGCGACCACGCGUGAACGCGACGCAACGCGCAGACAAUCAUUCAGUUCCAGUUAUUGAAACCAGCGAUUUAGAAGCUGCGCGCCUACAAUCCACGUUGCUGGAAGACACAUUUCUCGGUAAAGUAGCUAAAACUUCACCAACAUCAUUCAAGAUUAAACCUGCAUUAUCGCUGCAUACCAGCACGCUAAGUUGGCUGCUGGAAAAAGUCGAUUCAUCGCUACACCAGAAUGCCAAAAGCAAAUCUUCGCCUAGCAGUACUUUGUGCAAUGAUGAAAAUGGUAUCAGCAGUAUACAUGUCUCCCCGCCUCCGUCAAUUCCACGAGCAAAUGCUCCACCGCCUACGCCGCGAAAACGCAUCACAAUGAUUGAUCGCCUGCGCAAUGAAACCUGCAAAUAUCGCGAUAGUCUAUUACGAUCUGCAUUAGAAGACUAAAUGGAAAAAAAGUUACGAUUAAUUUUUAUAAUUAUAUUUAUUAGUCUAUUUUAGAUUAUGUGUAAUCAAUCAAUAUUUGAUAGUACCUAACUGUAUCACCACCAACUUCAUAUACAUUUGUUUACAAAACUUAAAACCUACCAAUUUCUUUGAGUAGCAUUUGUGAAUUCGAUACAUUUGUAUACAUGAAUCCUUUUAUCCAUAUAUCUCCGAGUGCGUAUACAUUAAAUACAUACAUAUGUAAGUAUGAAGAUUUCUGCUGUACAUAAGAGCAUACAUUUGUAAGAGUGUAGUGUAAAAUAUAUAAUUCACGUACCUUGUACACUCAAACGAAAUUAUUGUGUAUUUCGUGUGAGAUGAAGCCUUAAAAAAUAAAGAAUAAAAUAGCAAAAAAUUUUCUAGCUGUAUACAAUAUUCAUCAUCA